AUGGGUAGAAGAAGGAUUAUGCCAUAUGUUAUCAUGGUUAUUGUGAGCACUCUCAAUGGCAUUAUUGGUGCGUAUGUUUUAAGUGCCUAUAAAAACCGUAGCAAUUCUUUGUAUGAAUCCUCCCAGUUGUCGUAUACCUGUUCAACCGCCUUUGUCCUUGCAAUCCAUGCUUUCUUAACCCUGGCUCAGGAAUAUGGUGGUGGUGCUUUCACUGUUUCAGGAGAUGUUGUCUUUUUUGCAAAUUACAAGGAUCAAAGAUUAUACAAACAAUCCAUCUCUUCUCUUGAUGUGUCUCCUAUACCUCUCACUCCGGAUUAUGGUGGACCGACUGUAAGCUAUGCAGAUGGAGUAUUGGAUACACGCUUUAACCGUUUUAUUGCUGUAAGGGAAGAUCGUAGGGAAAGCAGUCUAAAUCCACCUACAACUAUUGUAUCCAUAGCACUUGGCAACAACAAUGUUCAGGAACCAGAAGUACUAGUCGGUGGGAGUGAUUUCUAUGCUUUCCCGCGUCUAGAUCCUAAAAGUGAGAGGAUAGCAUGGAUACAAUGGAGUCACCCCAACAUGCCAUGGGAUAAAUCCGAACUUUGGGUCGGUUAUAUUUCUGAAAAUGGAGAGAUCCACAAGAGUGUCUGUGUAGCUGGGUAUGAUCCUUCCGUUAUAGAGUCUCCAAUUGAGCCCAAGUGGUCUUCAGAUGGUACUUAAUCUAACCUUUUUUUCUAACACCAAAAAAAGUUUGAUAUAUUAACGGUAG
This is a messenger RNA of Lathyrus oleraceus (garden pea), 751 nucleotides long. RefSeq lists its product as uncharacterized. The record is from RefSeq and is a predicted model, not a curated record. Bases 1 to 702 code for a protein of 233 amino acids. The transcript is spliced from 7 exons. Lineage: Eukaryota; Viridiplantae; Streptophyta; Magnoliopsida; Fabales; Fabaceae.